Pistacia vera is the source of this 1619-nucleotide messenger RNA. Its product is annotated as protein UPSTREAM OF FLC-like. The coding region runs from base 145 to 1383 and encodes 412 amino acids. The record is from RefSeq and is a predicted model, not a curated record. Lineage: Eukaryota; Viridiplantae; Streptophyta; Magnoliopsida; Sapindales; Anacardiaceae. The transcript has 5 exons.
CCUUACCUCUCCUUUUCACCAUCUGAAUUCCUCUGAUCCUUCUCUCUUGUUGCAUAAUCACCAAACGAUAAAACGAGAUCGCUCGAUCGAUGUUAUUGCCUUCCUACUUCACCUCUCAAACUUCAACCACGUAGAAAAAACAACAUGGACGUUCGAUCCAGAAGAACUAGACAAACCAGCCCGGACAGAGCCAAACUCUCCCUGCAACACCCCCGCCACCACCAGCCGCCGAAGCUUAAACCCAUCAAAAAAGUUCAGGUCGUUUACUAUGUCACCAGAAAUGGCCUCCUCGAACACCCCCAUUACAUGGAAGUCUCCCACUUCGCGACUCAGCCCCUUCGCUUAAAAGAUGUAAUGGAGAGGCUGAUCGCUCUUAGAGGCAAAGGCAUGCCCUCACUAUAUUCUUGGUCAUGCAAAAGGAGCUACAAAAAUGGCUAUGUGUGGAAUGAUUUGUCAGAAAAUGAUAUUAUUUUUCCAGCUAAUGGAGGUGAAUAUGUACUAAAAGGCUCUGAACUUCUUGAAGGUCGCUGUGACAAUGUAGAGAAAUUGCAGCAGUUGAAUGUGAGUACCAGGCAGUUGAUUCAAGAGCCAAAGGAACCAUUCAGAACCCCAGCGUAUGAAUAUCAAGAUUACGAAGACGAGUUUGAGGAAGACGAAGAGAAGACAAGCUUUACAAGCUCCAGGACUUCUCAUUCUCGCUGCUCGAGAGGCGUUUCAACGGACGAACUGGACGAACCAGAACCGCCAAAACCGCCGGUCACUGAGUCGACACCAACGUUAACUCGCUCACCCCCAUCACUAUCUUCCAUCUUGUCUCAAGAAAAACCAACCAACAACAAUAACAACAAAAACAACAACAACAACACGUCUAGAAGGUUUGAAGAUGGUGACCCAGCGGUCACGGAGUCUGCACCGAGUCGUAACUCGGUUUUCCUCCAACUCUUUUCCUGCGGAAAUCUAGCCGUCCCUAAAGCAAAGAGUAAUAAUAACAAUGUCGUGAGAAGGAGCAGCAGCGAUUUACACAGAGGGGUUCUUUGUAAGAGGGCGGUGAAGGUUGCUGAAGAAGAAGAUAAAGAUAUGAUAAGCUUCAUGUCUGAGAAUCCGAGGUUUGGCAAUUUGCAGUCUGAAGAGAAAGAGUAUUUCAGUGGGAGCAUUGUUGAGUCAGUGAGUAAGGACCGAGUUCAGACUCAGCCUGUUCUCAAGAAAUCAAAUUCGUAUAACGAAGAAAGGAGCUCGAAGGCUGCAAUAAUGGAGGAAAUCAAAGUGGAGGAAGAUGAAGAAGAGAAAAGAACCAAUAAUGGGGUGAAAACCAAAUGCAUUCCUCGCAAGAAAUCUUCAUCAUCAUCUUCUUCAAAAAAAAAUCAUCAGAAAAUGAGUUUAUGAUCUUUAAUUUCAUAAUUUCCUUAUAGUGGAGUUGUUGGAGCAGUCAUAAUUAGGGUUGAGUUACUAAUUAUAAUUAAUUAGAACUUGAUUAGUGUUCUAUAAUCAUGAUUAAGAGAGAACUGUUUGUUCGGUGGAAAGUUGGAAAAAAAAAAAAAAAUUUGAAAGGAUGUUUGGACCAUUCUCCACCGUCUGAUUUGGGUUCAUACAGCACAUCAGAUGGCUCAGUACGAUUGUCU